UCAUUCCUCCCUGAGCUGGCUGGGGAGACACGCUGAUUUUUCUGCUUUUCCGCCUGCUGGCUCUGCUCCAGCAUCCCUCCGUGCCUCUCGUGUACUAUCCUCCCCCCUCCAGCCUAUGUCUCCCUCUGUGGGUUUUGACAGCCAGCCUGCUUCCCUGGCUGCUGCUGCUGCUGGAGCAGUGGAGCUGUUUGACACCACACUGCUUACGCCGCUCCGCCUUGCUUCUCCUAUCUGCCUCACACUCUCCUCUGCUUGAUAAUCACCACUGAAUCUGAAAGAGACCGUGACAGAGGACUCGGGAAGCAAAAGGGAAGGAGGGAGGGAGAUAAGAGAGCCUUGACUGCUGCAUUCUUCUUCAGUUUUCCAUUUCUGGCCUGCUGGAGUGCAGCACAGGAAAACAACUGCUCAGGGGGGAAAAACUCCCUGAAGGAAUUUAUUCCCUUCUCAUAAGCGUCCUCCCUCGCUGGGACAGAGGAGGAGAGAAGAGGGGAGGGACUGAGAGCAGGACUUCAGCUCAGGGUCCCACCCUGCUCAUAGGACAAACACACGCACAAACACAUUUGGAUAGAUUGGACACAGUGCAGUCAGACAGGGACAGAUUGACACAUUUAGACAGACAGACAGACAGACAGGUGGUGUCAUGGCGUCAGUGGACAGCACCGGUUCGAGGGUCUCUGGUCGGCUGAGAUCAGGGGAUAUACUUCACACUGGGCUGGUAGUUGCACUCCUGCUGGGUGUGUGGAGUGUCGGUGGCCUGGAGGUGUCAACAGGUAAAGUGUCUCACCUUUUCGCGAUUAACGGCUCCACGGUGCUGCUGCCCUGCACGUACGCCUCCUGCAUCGGCAUCAAAAACCUCUACUUCAACUGGCACUACAACGACAAUGGAAGCAUGAUCAAGUUGUGUGAAGCGGUGAUCCCCAUCGAGGGUGUAGAGCCCAAGGUCAGUGUGUACCACGAGCGUGUGGAGUUUGUGGGCACCUCGAAGGGCAACAACAUCUCCAUCCUGCUGUGGAACAUCACCUACGAAGACGAUGGAGAGUACAUCUGUUUCGCCAGGAACGAGAAGGAGAAGAACCGCAACCACAGCGCCAGCUACAUGCUCUACGUGGUGGACCAAAUGAAGGAGAUUGACACGACGUUGACCACCAUCAUUGUCUCAGUGGUGGGGGGAGUCAUUGGCCUGUCUAUCCUUGGCAUGGUAAUCAAGGCCUUGGUGAUUAACUUCCUGCUGAAGGAUGAUGAGAAGAACAAAGAGUGUCUGGUGAGCUCAGGGAAUGACAACACAGAAAAUGGACAUUCAGGAGCCAAAGCAGACAACAAAGGGACACCAAAGGCAUGAGCAAAAUGCAAAGUAUGUCUGUAUGUUUGUAUAUAUGUUAGACAAAUGUACACGCUCAGAGAAAAUGCUGUUCAGUGGACUGUUUUAUCUUACUAGCGGCUAACAUGUAAAUGUCUAUUUUAAAUCAUGCUUGAGAUUUGGGGAGGGGGGAAUGUGCAAAACCCUAAAUCCUUCUCUCACCUUCACGAAAGCCCGUUCGUUACAUAGUGUGCAGCCUAAGUGAUCAACAUAUGCUCUAUUAUCUGACACUUUUUCUACAGUAGAGCCUUAAGUGGCCUCCAACAGAGUGGUGCAGGAAUGAGUCCUUAUGAGUCGGUAUUUUAGCUUAUCAGGGAUCCCUUGUCUUGGAGGGUCAGUUGUUCUUUGAAUGAGUUUUUGGUUAGAUUCCUGAAAUAAGGUCUGUGUGGUUAACACAAGCUUAUGAGCGGUUUUGUUUAAAGACAUCAAAUAAGUCAGCAAACACACAACUUGCAAAAAAAGUCAUCACGCCGAACAUUAGCCGCAUUUGGCAUAGUUGUAAAAAAGUAUGAAUUAUUUCAACUUUGGCCUAGUUUGCAGCUGCAACCAAUCAGAUAACAGCUCUAUGUAACGCUAGCAGGCGAGGUAACCAUAGAAAUUAACUUAACUAGCGGUUUUCUACCAAAGACUCUGCGCCCUACCCUGCAGUGAGCAAAGAACUAAGAGCGCAUCAUGUGAAGGCAGCUUUAGAAAUGGAGAUUAUCCCACUGAAGAAUAUUUGUACGUAUCAUAAAUGUUUGCCUCAAAGCUUAUUUUGUGCAUAUUUUCAAAGUCUAUUUUAAACAUCCCAUUGGCUUUUAGUCGAGGGUGCCCUUGUGAAGCUAACUUACAGUUCAGACUACAACAAUUAGUCAUCACUGCACCACUCUGUUCACCCUUUUACAACAUGUAUUGAGGAACGACUUUGAAAAUCCUCAGAUGUAGUUUUAAUUGCAUAUUCCAAAUUUCAAUAAUCAACUGCCAACAGUUUUGUUAGAUUCUUCCAUUUAGAGUCAAACUUGGACCCAAACAAACACACUUUGAUGACACAAGGAAAUGCCACAAACUAUGAACUGCCAUGAUGUCGACCGACCGAAGAACAGCACAGAAUACAGAAUACAUAAACCAGAGGACCACUCAGCCAGAGUUUUGAUAAUGAAGGUUAUAGCCAACAUUUUUCUGGUUUUAAUCAAAUAACAUUUACAUUUAAGUACAAAUAAUGUGCUACUAAUCAAACACUGUUUACAUUUGUUUGUUUGCUAGUAGUUUUUUUUUAAAGGAUCUUUUGACAUUGUAGUCCUAAACUCAUAAUUACUGCCAAUGCAAGGUUCAACUUUACCUUGCAUGUUUACAGCUGGGUCCAGGUUUGACAUGUGGUUGUUUUAUUAAAGCCAAAAAUAUGUUUUGAUCAACUUUACGGCUUGCUUAGUCUGACAACUGGGCUUUCUUAGGUGAGUGAAGGACCAGGAUGCACAGGUUUUAUUGUUUUGCUUUAGAUGAAACACUGGUGCCUGUUCUGCUUCGUCUCCCCCUGCUGGUGGGAGGACAAAAAACACAAAACAAUUAUUUAAAAAAAAUAACUACCAGCCCUAUCCUUCAUCAAAGACAAUCCCUAGACUACCCAGCUCCCUAUAGAAAUGAAUGAACUUAAUCAUGCUGCUUCUGACUAAUAACCAAUGCAUUUUUAGCAUGUGCGCAUUUUAUAUAACUUCAUAUAUGUAUAUGUUGUCUUGCACCACAGUACAUGGACAUCUAUGUGUGUCUCUGUAUGAUCCCAUUUAACCAUUCACGUUAAUUGAGCGAAGCUCCGUCAAUAAGCACUUCCCAACACUGCUUUUCUGACCCCUUUUAACUAAAGGUGGCUCCUAUAUAAUAAAGUAAUUGCCUGCAGGUAAUUGUGGGAAAGAGAGGGUGAAAUACAUUUAACACCUACAGAAAAAUAAGAACAAUAUCUUUAAAUGUGACUAUAAUACAAUUGAACCACUCUGCUAGAAAACCUUAAGAACAUGGCACUUUUGUUCAUUAGCAUAAUGAAUCACUUCCGUAUGUCCGCGCUUAUAUGCAGACUCUUACUGGCUACCUUUCCAAACACAAACUUGCUCCUAAAACACUUUACACAUAGAUGUAUUUGUGCUAAAAAAAAGUGUCCAUUGAUACUGCCUCAGUAAUGCAGGCAGCACAGCAUUGAGACAGAUCACUGAAAGAAUGUAAAGACUGUCAGGGAAUAGAUGUUAAAUAUUGUCCAAAAAAAUAUUAUAUUUUAAUUAAUUCUAAAAGUAAUAUUCAAUAUAUAAAUAUAUUAUUAUCAAAUGAAUGUGUGAAUAUCCCAAAAGGCCAGUGGUUCAUUCUUCUUCGUCGUUUUAUUAUAUGUGAUUCAAAAACCCACCAAGACUUUAAGUGUGUUGCUCAGUUCAUUGGUUACUCGUGACUGCAUCCAGGAAUGUUAAGCAUUGAAGACUAUAUUCAUUUUUUGCUUUUAAUUAAGUCUGGUGUCUUAGCACAUGCAUUGGUAAGAACAGAUGAGGAAGUGGCAAAUAGUUAAAGAAUGUUCUAAUAUGUUUACAUUUAAUGGUAGAAUAUUUAGAAGUCAUCACAAUUUGUUUAACCCUUAGAUGCAUAAGUGGGUCUUUUUGGACCCGGUGAGGUGGUUUUCUUCGAGUAUCUUUGUAAUUACAUUUUCUUAUCAUUUCAUAUUCCAGCUAUUCCUCAAAAAACAUGUUUUGGAUAUCAUGCCACUCAAAUUUUAAAUUUACAUUUUAUACAUUUUAAGAAAUUGUAGUUUUUGUAUUACUACCCCAAGCUUCCAUAAGUGGGUCAAAAAUGAAAUAUUUAAAUAGUGAAAAAUUAAAUAUAAAAUAUUUCUAGUGUGAACCAAAAUAUAAUACUUAAUAUUAUACAAGUGAUUUUUCUUAACCAAAAUGACAAAAAUGGCAUAAAAACACACAAUACGGGUCCUUUUUGACCCACUUAUGGAAGAGUGUAGGGUCCAGUCACUCGUGCAUCUAAGGGUUAAGAGAAGAGAUAUGGAUAAAGUUCACAAAGCCUUCAUUAAAUCACUUCUUCUUCAUCUCGUGAUAAACAAACAUGAAUCAAUUUAGUGCUAAGAGGCCGACUGGGAACUAGAAGCUUCUCUCUAUGCGACUCAGUGCGAGAAGUCACCUCUUUGAAUAGCUAUAACAGUGGAAAACUACACAAAAACAUACAAACGCACAUACCUAGUCACACUUCUUUGAGUGUCGUGAACUGGCCUUGUGUUCAAACAAUACAGCACUUUAACACAAUCCAGAGUGGGUGCACAACACAGGAAGUGACUUCUGAAUGGUCGUUCUUUUAUCAUUUUUUACAAAAGUAAACUCAAUCCAAGGUUUUCUCGUACCUCACCACAGCAUUGUCUGACUACAUGUUGGAUCAGUUUUACUGGAACAUGUUAUUUAUUUUUUCUAAUCGCCUGAUGCGCUCUAAAACUGGAGUGCAUCUCCCUUCUUGCUUUCAAUGGAAGCAAUAAGACAGACAACAGAUUAUGCAAUAACCUGUUAUAGGGCACUUUAUAGACGUGUGGCUUUGAUUGAAACUUUUUCUGUCCAUGACACUUUCAUUAUACCAAUGUAUGUAUCUACACUGUGCUAAUGUAUUUCAGUUGGACUAAUGCAUGGACAUUAGAUUCAAACUGUGCAUUAGACAGAUGUUUCUGCUUUGGAAAACUGUACUAGCUACUAACAUGUGACUGUUCAGUGUUAGAAGUGAUACAGCGUCCUUGAUGUGAUAUAAAACUGUGAAUGUUAUAAGAAAGCACUACACAUACGGACACACACACACACACACACACACACACACACACACACACACACACACACUUGCAUCCUUGUCUAAAAAAGUCUUGUGCAUAUGUCUCUACGAAAAGGAUACACAUGUACCUUCAAAGUCUUCCUGUAGGGAAAAGCAAUAUUGUGGUGUUGGGCUGUCUGUUAGUGUUAAUUUCUUAACUCAUGCUUUGACAUAGCAUAACAAACAGGUGGAUGUGUGUAGGGAAUGUGAUGCAUAACUUGUAUAUGUGUGGAUACAACAUCCAUUGUGUGAUCCCUGUUUUUCUGUGACUUGAUUUUUUUAAAGUUUUCUAGAGUGAAGCCCAUUAAUAGAGAUUUUUUCUGACUUUAUGUGCAAGUAAGAAUGUAUUUUUUUUAAGUAAAACUACUCAAAAAGUGUAAAACCAUGUCAAAAUAGUCCCAGAAAACCAAAUUCAGGUAUAUGGGAUGUAGUACCCUGUGGAAAUGUACUCAAACGACCAAAAGCAAAGGCUGAUUUUUAAUAUUUUUCUCAUAUAAGCCCAUUUGUACACCUGCCUGUCUUUAAUAUCUGAACCUUACAUGAGUCUUGAGGUCUGUUUACUGCUUAUAUAGUGAUUGCUGCAGUACUGAGUCUGCCCUGUACAGUGUUGGAUGCUUCUCUGCAGUGGUGCAAUACACACCGAAAAUACACAAUGACUGCCACCCAGUGGUAAACGCCUGCCACAUAUAGUAAAAGCUAAUGAAACAUAAUGCAUUCUAUGAUUUCAGAUUGAAAUGACUGCAAAAUGGAAAAAAAACACUGCGUCAAUAAGGCUAAGAUUUCCUUUUAUGUAAGUGACUACACUUUUCACAGUGGAGGAAACAUAAACCUCAUUUUAAAUGCUUUUUAGAUAAUGCUUUUAGUUGGAUUAUUUACAAGUAUACAUCAUUCUAAUCCCUGUGCCCAUUGGGCGUUUAAGAAAAAUGGGGGACGAGUGUGUGUAUUAAAUCUGCUAGGAAAAGGAAACAUGCAACUAUUUGUUCAAACGUGAAUCCUUUAUGAAAUUGCUCCCCUUGUGAGCAUUGAAAAGUUACCUUUAGUCUCAGUGUUAAAGUCACAUGUCUAACUAAAGGAACAGACUGACCACUAUGAUUCCUUAAAGCUAGUAUUGCUCUUACUGCCAGAGCGGCUGAAACUCAUACUGCCAAUCCAAGAGUCUCACGUCUGCUGUACACUAUAUAUUACAAUGACUCUCAACGUCCCUUAGUACACUUACACUUUACUGAAACAUGUUGCAUUGCCGUCUACCGCUGUAUUAAAAGUACUAGAUGAUAUUGCUCUGUAAUACUUCUGUAUCUGUAGCAGCUGGAACUCACACUGCCAAGCCAAGAGUCUGACGUCUGCUUCCCACAUUCCACACAGAGAAAAGAGAUCGAAAAACGGAUUUAAUGCCGGCGAAAAAUGUAACUUGACUACUAUCCUGAUCCAAUGGGAUGAUCAAGGAAAUAGGAGCAACAUGUUACUUAUUUUGGCAAUUGUUUUCCUAUUCAGAAUCAAAGGAUUAUAGUUAGGAACGCCAAACAAUGAUGCAUUUUCUGACUUGUUGCGUGUCAAAACUGAUUAUUUCAUAGACUAAGGCUAGCUAGCUCAACAUUUGAAAUAAAAGCACAGGCUUAAACCGAACUCUUCACAUUUUCCCUCUGCCGUUCUGACUAUUUCAACGAUAUUUUGUACACAUAGCGGCUGUCAUUAAAUUAAAAACUCACUAAUAGUACAGUAUAGAAAUUAUAGUGUUUUAUAGAAGUCAACGUCUUGCAGUAAGUGACUUGAUCUUGCAUACAUCAGCACAGUCUAUUCAACAAGUACACAACACAUCCCCAGGUUUCCCCUGAUGUCCAGCUGUAUGUCUGUGUUUGUGCUCAUGUUGCUCAUGCUCCCUUCAUGACUAUGCACCCCUAACUUUUGACUUGUUAAAAAAAUACAUACUGGAAAUAAAAUGUUGUUUGAAA
This is a messenger RNA of Trematomus bernacchii (emerald rockcod), 7110 nucleotides long. RefSeq names its product sodium channel subunit beta-4-like. Gene Ontology annotation, cellular component: membrane; voltage-gated sodium channel complex. The coding region runs from base 641 to 1339 and encodes 232 amino acids. Lineage: Eukaryota; Metazoa; Chordata; Actinopteri; Perciformes; Nototheniidae. Gene Ontology annotation, biological process: cardiac muscle cell action potential involved in contraction; regulation of sodium ion transmembrane transporter activity; regulation of ventricular cardiac muscle cell membrane repolarization. The record is from RefSeq and is a predicted model, not a curated record. The transcript is spliced from 5 exons. Gene Ontology annotation, molecular function: transmembrane transporter binding; sodium channel regulator activity.